Molecule: messenger RNA, 1819 nt
Organism: Culex quinquefasciatus (southern house mosquito)
Lineage: Eukaryota; Metazoa; Arthropoda; Insecta; Diptera; Culicidae
Gene: twf
Product: twinfilin
Exons: 4
Coding region: 315-1346 (343 amino acids)
Biological process (GO): barbed-end actin filament capping; regulation of lamellipodium assembly; actin filament depolymerization
Cellular component (GO): myofibril; cytoplasm; actin filament
Molecular function (GO): actin monomer binding; actin filament binding
Source: RefSeq, a predicted model, not a curated record
UGGUAGUUUCGUCGGAGCAUAAAGUUCACUUCGCAGACCCGAACCCGACCUGUCAGUCCGUCAGAGGCAGCGUAGCAGGAGAGAAGAGUGUUUUUUUUUUCGCCGUCGCCCACAGGUUGAAGUGAAAGAAGGGAAAGAAAAGAAAAAGCAGGAAAAAAGUAAAACCUCAUCAUAAUCAUCAUCCCAGUUUGCGGUGCGUUUUCCCUGUAGCAAAUUUUGACCCAGGUUCCAGCUGACAGCAAUCCCGUUCCGUCGCCGUCGUGUAAAUUCCGCGUGAAAUCGUCUAAAUUCGAGUGACUCCAGACAGAGGCAAAAUGUCACACCAAACCGGAAUAAAAGCCAAUGCCGAGCUGCUCAAGUUCUUCGGCAAGUGCAAGGACGGGAAAACUCGAGUGCUCAAAGUUUCUAUCGAGAAUGAGGAGCUCGCCCUGGUGGACCACAAGCCGGUCAAGAAAGACUUUGAGAAGGAUUACGACGCGUCGAUAAAGCCGCUGAUAGAAGACGACACUCCGUGCUAUAUUCUGUACCGCUUGGACUACAAAAUUCCCACCGGGUACGCGUGGAUGCUGAUCAGCUGGGUGCCGGAGGCGGCCACCGUACGGCAGAAGAUGCUGUACGCGUCCACGAAGGCCACGCUCAAGCUGGAGUUUGGCUCCGGUCACAUCAAGGAGGAGUUGAACUGCACGGCCAAGGACGAAACGACGCUGCAGGGCUACCAGCGGCACAAGGUCGAGUUUAGUUCGCCGGCACCGUUGACCAGCCGGGAGGAGGAACUGGCGGAGAUACGGAAGAGUGAGGUGAAGACGGACUUUGGCAUCGAUACGAAGCAGCAAACGCUCGGUGGAAUCAAUUGUCCGAUUUCGGAGUCGGCUGCUGCGGCGUUGAACGACAUGCGACGCCGGGCGUACAAUUAUCUGCAGUUCCGGAUCGACCUGGAGGAGGAAAAGAUCCACCUGGUGAGUGCGGCCAACAUCGACUUGCUCAAACUGCCCGGCCAAAUUCCGACGGACCACGCGCGCUACCAUCUGUAUCUGUUUACGCACGAGUACGAGGGCGCACACCUGGACAGCAUGGUCUUUGUGUACUCGAUGCCCGGCUACAGCUGCUCGAUCCGGGAACGCAUGAUGUACUCGAGCUGCAAGGGACCGUUUUCCGCGACGAUCGAACGGCACGGCAUCGAAAUCGCCAAAAAGCUCGAAAUCGACUCCGGCACCGAGCUGACCGAGGAGUUCCUGUACGAGGAGAUUCACCCCCGCAAGCUGAACCUGCGGCCACAGUUCUCCAAGCCGAAGGGACCGCCCAGCCGGGGCGCGAAAAGACUGACAAAGCCGCAAGCCGUCGAGUGAAUUGACGAUUUAAACCAUUUUUUUCCAUGGUUCUUUUGACUAAUUUAGUAGCUUUGUGUGAUUGUAUUUUUCGCUACUAACAAAAAUCACUCAACUUGUCGUUAUACUGAGCAUUUCUUGCCCCCAACCCUGCAAUCUUCCAACUUUCUUUGAUUUUUACACACUUAAAGAAGACAAAAAAAACGUUAGUAAAUUUGCGUGUAUUUUUAAAACCGUUUGUGUGUAUUUUACCAAUCGACCUGACAAAAAUGCACGAUAAAAACAUCCACAAAGCGCAGGGAAAGCAUUGUAAAAUUUUACACUCGAGAUCUCGGAUGCUUACAUUAUUUUGUUUGUAUAAUAAAGAAGCUUAAAGGUAGAAUUCGCACCGCGAAGGAAAUGUUCAUACAUCAUUAACAAAAACAACAACAACAACAACACAUGAGAUUACGAGGCUGAAAUAACGCGCCGGGGAGAGGGUAAACAGAAAAAAA